AAAAGACUUGCUCUCUGUAUUAAACUACUCGCCCACCUAUCUUUAAUGUAUUUUGACUGAGUUGGGAAGAGUGAAAGCCUCAGUGCAACAGACCGAACGCCAUAACGGGAGAGGAGAGAGAAAUUUGAGAGUAACACUGAAGAACACAAACGAGAGGUUUUAGGAGAGAGAAAGUCUGUGUUUUGGGUUUCACAGGGAAGAGGUUAAGUGAAUUUAUGUCUGCAAAGUCUGAUUUGGUAGUGUUUGGGGCUCCUUCGCUGAAGCUCUUCUUCCAGAAUUACUCAAUCUGCUUUGCUCACUGUAUGCAACAACUCUGCUGUUCAUCUCAGCAGAGCUCCAUUCCUGGAUUUUCACCCGUUUCGAUGCGUUUGAGGCCCAGAAGGACUUGUUCUGGAGUAGAGUGUUUUGGGGGUUUUCACAUACAUAGAUUCAUAGAUUUUUUUCAUCCUUGAGAGAGAGGCUCACCCGGUUUUGAUUUUAUCUAUUUUUGUUAUCCUCUUAAUUUUUUUUUUUUAAUCUCCCCAAAUUCUUUAAAUCUUCAAUUUUUCUGGGUUUUGGGUUUUUUUUAUAUCAACAAGAAAUGACGGACCUUCAAAGCUUUUUCUACAGUAAGCCGAAAUUUGUUGGUAACAAAACUUUGAGAAAGGUUCGGGUCAUUUGUCACGACCCCGAUUUGACUGAUUCUUCAUCGGACGAAGAGAACGCAAGCAAGAGAAAGAGACCAUCUGGGUCAAAACAGAUAAUACAAGAGAUAAAUCUGCCAUUCAGGGGUUUAAGCGAAACGGUUGCUAAACCCUCAAAACCCUCAACAAAAAAACCCUCUUCAUCGAAAUAUAGGGGUGUGAGGCAGAGGAAAUGGGGGAAGUGGGCUGCAGAGAUUCGAGACCCGAUUCAAGGGACUCGUGUUUGGUUGGGAACUUAUAAUACUGCUGAGGAAGCUUCUAUGGCUUAUGAGCAGAGGAGGCUAGAGUAUCAAACUCUUGUAGCUGAGAAAAGCCUGAAAGCUUCUUGUUCUGCAACUACAAAACAGUCUCAAAACCUUGCUGUUUCUGAGGAUUCUGAGAGUGUUAUAUCCCACAGCUCUCCUGCUUCUGUGGUUGAAAUCGACACUUCUGCCUCGCAGAUGAACCCUCGUAACAGUAAUGAUGUUGGCAUUGAUAUGGGGAAGACCGAUUAUGUAUCUAGUAUCAACAAUGAAGGGAAUAGGCAAUUUGUUGUUGAGUCUGUCAAUGAUGUUAAGGAGUCUGACUAUGUUCCUGUAAUGAGUAUUGAAGAGGAAUUUCAACGCAGUGAAAUAGGGGAAGGUUUUGACUUGCAAAUGGAGCUCAAUGCAUCAUUCAUGUUUAAUGAUUUUGGUGAUAUGUUUCCAAAGUUGGAUUCAUUUGAUGAUUUUGAAGUUUGUGGUUUCGACUCUCUGGUACCUUCUGAUCUUCCUGAAUUUGAGUUUGAUUUUGACUUGAGUAAAGAAGACUUUUCUUCUUGGAUUGAAGAACCCCGAACUGUCGCAGCGCAGCCCCUAAAUUUUGUAGCGAGUAAUUAAUUAGUAACUAGCAGAGUAUUAGUUAAUCUAUUUAGAACUUUCAUAUAGGAAAGUAACAAGUUUUGAUCAUAGAUCUUAAUGGCUCGAAAUCAUGCUAUUAAGAUUGGUUUUUUGUUUGAUUUUUGGUUCUCUAGUGAAUGAGUCUAGUGAAUGAGUUUAAAUCUUGUUUGAGAGAGUAUGAAAGAUGCAAGUGAGGAAACUAUUGGGAGAAAAAAUCAUUGGGUUUUCCUGUGCUGUUAAAGCAGUCCGUUGAUUCAUCUUUUUCCUCUAGGAAACAAACAAUUGCUUAUCAUCUAUGGAAAUGUUGUUAACUCUGUAUCAGAUAAUGCUUAUUUGUGGUGAAUAAAGAAUAAGCAUGUUUUAAUUUAUGUCAAUUUUAUUUGAAUUAAUAA
This is a messenger RNA of Spinacia oleracea (spinach), 1932 nucleotides long. RefSeq names its product ethylene-responsive transcription factor ERF118. Lineage: Eukaryota; Viridiplantae; Streptophyta; Magnoliopsida; Caryophyllales; Amaranthaceae. The record is from RefSeq and is a predicted model, not a curated record. Gene Ontology annotation, biological process: regulation of DNA-templated transcription. Gene Ontology annotation, molecular function: DNA binding; DNA-binding transcription factor activity. Bases 581 to 1540 code for a protein of 319 amino acids. The transcript has 3 exons.